Solea solea (common sole) is the source of this 1903-nucleotide messenger RNA. It is a transcript of the gene cdk14, whose product is annotated as cyclin dependent kinase 14. The record is from RefSeq and is a predicted model, not a curated record. The transcript has 14 exons. The coding region runs from base 457 to 1869 and encodes 470 amino acids. Gene Ontology annotation, cellular component: cytosol; cytoplasm; nucleus. Gene Ontology annotation, biological process: protein phosphorylation. NCBI's taxonomy places the organism in Eukaryota, Metazoa, Chordata, Actinopteri, Pleuronectiformes, Soleidae. Gene Ontology annotation, molecular function: cyclin-dependent protein serine/threonine kinase activity; cyclin binding; ATP binding.
CCCAAAAAUGACAUCUAGGUUGCGGUGGAGCAGGGGUCGACUGAGACUCUGAGGAAGGAAAGAAAGAAAGAAAGAAAGAAAGAAGUGAAAGCUGGGUUUCAUCUGUUGGACCAGAAGCCACCCAAAGACGCACCAAGACAGGCAGGCGCGGGGGCAUUACGCACGGUUUCCAUUUGGAUGCUUCUGCUCGAGCGCGUACUUUUAUUGUCUCCUUUGGAAAUGUAGUUGCAUUCUUGAGGAAAUCUCAAGAGGACAGUUGCGGUUGGUAGUUGAUGAGAGGAGUGAGUGAGAGCCGUUGAGCCUCCCGUUUCCUGUGUUUGCCAGCAGCGCUGCAGCUGGGCUCGAGAAGCCCCGCUGCGCUCACUGAAAACCCCGGCGGUCCUCCUUCUCCGCGUCAGACCUCAUCCAGCAGCCCACUGCAAAAGUCCAGCUUCGGUGGGGAAAGGAAAAGAAGAAAUGUGCGACCUGAUGCCAGCCUCUCAGCCCGCGGAGAAGAUCGGGAAAAUGAAGAAGUUGAGGAGAACUUUGUCCGAGAGUUUCAGGAGCAUUGCGUUCAAGAAAGAGGACAGUGGCUUUGAUGAGAUAUGUGUCACAAAGAUGUCCACACGCAGCUGCCAGGGAUCGGACUCGGUCAUCAAGCCCCUGGACACCAUCCCUGAGGACAAGAAAGUGAGAGUUCAGCGCACGCAGAGCGGCUUCGACCCGUUCGAGAAGCCUGCCAGUCAGGUGAAGAGGGUCCACUCUGAGAACAAUGCCUGCAUCAACGCCAAGACUUCGUCUGCUGGCAAGGAGUCCCCCAAACUGCGCCGACACUCCAGCCCCAGUUCUCCCACAAGUCCCAAGUUCGGAAAGGCAGACUCGUACGAGAAGCUGGAGAAACUGGGAGAGGGUUCGUACGCUACGGUGUACAAGGGGAAGAGCAAGGUGAAUGGGAAGCUGGUGGCUCUCAAGGUGAUUCGCCUCCAAGAGGAGGAAGGAACGCCCUUCACGGCCAUAAGAGAAGCUUCUCUUCUGAAAGGCCUGAAGCAUUCAAACAUCGUGCUCCUCCAUGACAUCAUCCACACCAAGGAGACCCUGACUCUGGUCUUUGAAUAUGUGCACACAGACCUGUGUCAGUACAUGGACAAACACCCCGGCGGUCUCCAUCCAGACAAUGUGAAGCUGUUCCUGUUCCAGUUGCUCCGAGGCCUCUCCUACAUUCACCAGAGGUACAUCCUCCACCGCGACCUGAAACCACAAAACCUGCUCAUUGGCGACACCGGAGAGCUCAAACUUGCUGAUUUUGGUCUUGCCAGGGCCAAGUCAGUCCCCAGCCAUACCUACUCCAAUGAGGUGGUGACCCUGUGGUACCGACCCCCUGACGUCCUCCUGGGAUCCACGGACUACUCCACCUGUUUGGACAUGUGGGGAGUGGGCUGCAUUUUCAUUGAGAUGAUCCAAGGAGUGGCUGCCUUUCCGGGGAUGAAGGACAUCCAGGACCAGCUGGAGAGGAUAUUCUUGGUCCUUGGAACGCCGUCUGAAGACACCUGGCCCAGUGUUAACUCCUUGCCUCACUUCAAAUCAGAACGCUUUACAGUGUACAGUGCUAAGAAGCUCAGGCAAGCGUGGAAUAAGUUGGGUUACGUGGACCACGCUGAAGAGCUGGCCUCCAGAUUCCUCCAGUGCUUCCCAAAGAAUCGCCUGUCAGCCCAGGCAGCGCUGAACCACGAGUACUUCAGCAACCUUCCUCCGCGGCUCUGGGAGCUGCAGGACAUGUCUUCUAUCUUCACCGUACCAAAUGUCAAGUUGCAGACAGAGAGCGGGGACAGCAUACAGGUGUGCGCGCGAAGGAACAGUCACGGAAAAGGUUCCUCUGGCAGCAAACACUGACCUGAGGCAGAAUCCUCCUGCACAUGGCUGCUGA